Molecule: messenger RNA, 1038 nt
Organism: Penaeus indicus
Lineage: Eukaryota; Metazoa; Arthropoda; Malacostraca; Decapoda; Penaeidae
Exons: 5
Coding region: 1-1038 (345 amino acids)
Source: RefSeq, a predicted model, not a curated record
AUGUCGACCUCGUCCGCCAAAGCCGUCCGACAGGGCACCAUUGCGAGUCGGGAAAGCACCCCAGCUGCGCCAGGUCAGAGUGAAGGUGCUCUGGCCCGUGCAGGAGCGGCCCGCCGCACCCAGCAAAAAGCAGACGCACCAGCAAACCGUUGCUGGACCGAAGGCCCUCUCCUACCUGGGCCCGCAGACAGUAGUGCUCGAGGUCGGGCCUCCCCCGCUGGAGGCCGCUGCGAUGGGCUGGCCCCCUACUGCGGUCUCAGGUACCUGCUGGGGGAACUCUAUGUAAGAAUCACCGAAGCUGUGGGGAGGGUGGAACCUGCCGACGAGUUGGUCCCAAGAGGGGCUUCCUGUAGACCAAAUGGAACUACCAGUUCAAAACAAUUGUCCCUCAAGGCUCAUUCAAGAACGUCGGCCCUCAGUUCUCGACCUGAUCCGUUCGGCAGCCCCUUCUCGCCCGCACCCUGGGUCGCUGCAAUCGCCAGUUCAUCCUCUCCCCCGGCACGCUCUUCGGCCCCACUGAUCCCCAUAACGACACCACCUCUAAAGCUGUUUUCAAAAUCAAAGGAGUGCAGCCGAGAACUGUGUACGGCGGCCCUGGCAAGCCAGACGGCAGUACAGACCCCAACGCGUACAGCAGUUACGACAGUUCGAGCUGGGAGCCGUGGUGUGUCCGGCUCGGCCAGCCCAUCGCCAACCCCCCCGCACCCUCGACACACCCUGGCGCGCCCGCCCGUACCUUACCCGGAAAUCGAUCUACUUCAAAAUGAAGGCCAAGUACCUGCACGAGCAUCGCUGAGCGAGUCGCUGACCCUCAUCCGGCCAUGCUGGGGGAGGGUGUGUGGUCGGCAAGAAGAACGUGCCCCUCCAGGAAUCAUAUCCCGCAACAAGUCCGCACUGGUUCGGGGAGCGUCCAAGGGGCGCGCUGCGCUUCGAAACCGCCCUCAAGCACGAGAGCUUCGGAGCGAUGAAGACGGCCUACCCUUGCGUGUACCUGAGCAAGCGCCUAAGCCGCACCCUGUAGAAUCUGCAAAAUUGUAG